Hevea brasiliensis (rubber tree) is the source of this 446-nucleotide messenger RNA. Its product is annotated as pathogenesis-related protein R major form-like. The coding region runs from base 42 to 446 and encodes 134 amino acids. Gene Ontology annotation, biological process: defense response. The record is from RefSeq and is a predicted model, not a curated record. The transcript has a single exon. NCBI's taxonomy places the organism in Eukaryota, Viridiplantae, Streptophyta, Magnoliopsida, Malpighiales, Euphorbiaceae. Gene Ontology annotation, cellular component: extracellular region.
AUCCCCUCAUCACCACCCACUACAAACUCUUGCUGUCCAAAAUGAGCUUACUUAAAUCCCUCCUUUCCUUCCUUGUUGCUACCCUUUACUUCACCUUUGCCGAUGCAGCCACAUUUGACAUAACUAACAAAUGCCCUUACACAGUCUGGGGAGCUGCCUCUCCCGGCGGUGGCAAGGAACUCAAAACCGGUGAGACAUGGACCAUUAGUGCUAAUCCUGGAACUACCCAAGCACGCAUUUGGGCUCGUACCAACUGUCAAUUUGAUGCUUCUGGGAAAGGCAAGUGCGAGACUGGUGAUUGCAAUGGGCUUCUUGUUUGUCAAGGCUACGGUGCAGCCCCUAACACCUUAGCCGAAUACGCACUAGACCAGUUUGAACACCAAGAUUUUAUCGAUAUCUCUGUGAUUGAUGGGUUUAACGUUCCUAUUGUUAGUAGUAUGCCCUAG